CUCCUCCCUCUCCUCCCUCUCCUCCCUCUCUCGAUUCUUCUCCCUUCCCUUCAUCUCGUUGUUGUUCUAUUCCGUAUCCCUUCCCGUCGCGCGCCUCAGCGGUGGCUCCUGGAGGAGGGUGAUCAAUAUGCCGACUCUUCACCAUCUCAUGGGACCAUCUCGAUUGACUUGUGAUUGAGGAGCGAGUUGAGGCGCUAGUUUUUUUGCGUGCCGGGUCGCUGCCCGCCUUUGUUUGGUUGUUUCAAUAUAAAUUGAUUUUUCUGGUUGGUUACAAGAAUCAAAAUUCAGAGAAUGAGAAAGGGUAGGGUUAGAUGGAAUCAAGAAAACUUGGAUGACAUUGAAGCAAAUAAACCAGUGAGGCAAAAAAUUACUGAACCCAAGACACCUUUCCACCAUAUGAUUGAUGACGAUGGUUCUCUUUCACCAAAACGAGCCUUUGAUGAAUGCAUGGAUAAUUCUGCCCAUGCAGAAGCUCUCACUACUGCUUUGAAUGAUGUAGCUUCUUCAAGCAGAAGCUCAAAUGGGGAUUGGACCUCUUCUGAAGAAGAAACUGAUGCCAUGGAAGAAGAUGAUGAUUCUGAAGCAGAUGCUCCAAGGCUAAGUUUCAACGACCACCGGAAAGCUCACUAUGACGAAUUCCAUAAGGUCAAAGAACUCUUGAGAGCAGGAUCUUUCGCACAGGAUGACGAAGAAGACGCUGGUGAAGCUAAUGGUAGCCUGGACAAUGACAACGAGAGAGACCAUUCAACUUCUAGCCAACACACCCCCCCAAAUUCCAUGCCAAACAAACACGCCUAAUGGAUUAUGGAUGCUGCUCCCCCUGAAAAUAAUUGCAUGUGAGAACUCGAGUGAGAUGCCUUCCUCAUUGAUUUCUACUGAAACAAAAUUCAUGACUCCAUAGUCUGUUGCAUUCCAAGUUUGUAUAAAAUAUGUUGACAUCUCUCUUUCUCGUCCUCUCUAAUAACUGUUUUUUUUUUCUGUUA
Zingiber officinale is the source of this 983-nucleotide messenger RNA. Its product is annotated as protein phosphatase inhibitor 2-like. Lineage: Eukaryota; Viridiplantae; Streptophyta; Magnoliopsida; Zingiberales; Zingiberaceae. The coding region runs from base 292 to 798 and encodes 168 amino acids. Gene Ontology annotation, molecular function: protein phosphatase inhibitor activity. The transcript has 5 exons. The record is from RefSeq and is a predicted model, not a curated record. Gene Ontology annotation, biological process: regulation of signal transduction.